Messenger RNA from Pseudozyma hubeiensis SY62, 933 nucleotides. RefSeq names its product lipid droplet-associated perilipin protein. NCBI's taxonomy places the organism in Eukaryota, Fungi, Basidiomycota, Ustilaginomycetes, Ustilaginales, Ustilaginaceae. The record is from RefSeq and is a predicted model, not a curated record. The transcript has a single exon. The coding region runs from base 1 to 933 and encodes 310 amino acids.
AUGUCUGCCGCUACCCAGUCCGCGCCCGUCACCAACGGCGUAUCGUCGUCGCCAUCCAAGGUCGCCUACGACCACAGUGAGGCGCUCAAGAAGAUCGCUUCGGUACCUCUGGUGUCCGACUCGCUCUCCUUUGCGCAUUCGACCAUCCAGUCGCACUCGCUCCUGGCCACUACCUACGGCUACGGCGAGAACAUCUUCAACUCUUCACUCAAAGCUGCCGAGCCCAUCACCAACCGUCUCCACCCACAGCUUGCCUACGUCGAUUCGCUCGCAUUCAAGUCGCUCAACUUUGCCGAGAGCAAGUGGAGCUACCCCUUCCACGCCAACACCAAGGAGCUCAUCGACGUAGCCAAGCUCCCUGCGGAUCACGCCCGUGACUUCGUCCAGACGUACGCCGCCGCCAUCCAGAAGGCGUACGGAGAGCGCGUCUACACCCCCGCCAAGUCGGCGUACGAGUCGCACGUCGUUCCCGUCUACGACACCGCCUCGACCAAGUUCGACGAGAUCAAGAGCCAGAACGCCUACCUCCAGCGCGCGACUGACAUCGUCAAGGAUCUCCAGGCGAACCUCGCCAAGACGCUCGAGACCAUCUCGUCGCGAAGCAAGCAGGAGGGCGACCAAGCAACCGAGAAGGCUCAGGGUCUUUCGAAUGCCAUCUUUGCCGAGCUUGAGCGUGUGCGAUCGUUCGCACAGAGCUUGCCCGCCGAGAGCCGCAAGCGCGUCGGACCGGUCAUCGAGACCUUCACCGAGACGUACGAGCGUCUCGCCAAGGAGGCCCGCAACCCCGAGGUGCCUGCUAGCACCCGAUUCCUGAACGUUAUCAAGUUUGUCCGUGAGCAGUCGCUCCCUGCUCUUCAGAAGGCGAUCAUCAACCCUCCUUCCGAGACGACGCAGAAGGCGGAGGCCAAGGUUGGUGCUACGGUCGGUAACUAA